AUGCCCCCUCACAAGGCUUCAGAGGAAUCCAUUGAAACGACGCCGCUUCUGGGAGGCUCAGGAUCCGAAUCACACGACGCACCUAGGACCUUAAACGCCUCUAGGACACCCUUACCAGCUGGUCAGCUAUCCGUUCUAUUCUUUCUGCGGUUCUGCGAAAGCGCCUCGACGUUCUGCAUCUUCCCCUUUCUCGAAGAGCUCCUGAAAUCCGUUAUAAAAGGUGGAGAAGAGGAAGUAGGGUAUUAUGCCGGCCUAAUGGAUGCGAUACGACAUUCCAUAUCACUCAUAACCGUGCUGUACUGGAGCAGAAUGUCAGACAAGAUCGGGCGUAAACCCAUCUUACUCCUCGGAACUGUGUCACUAGCCGCGUCCAUGUUCUUUUUCGGGCUGUCAAAGACCUUUUUGGCGCUCGUCCUGAGUCGAUGUAUCUUUACAGCACUGAGCAGCAACGCGGGGACAAUCAAGAGCGUGGUUGGUGAAAUCACCGACCAGUCCAAUAGAGCCAAUGCAUUUGCUCUGCUUCAUGUGCCCUGGGCCGCGGGCUCUUCCUUCGGAGCUUUCGUGGGCGGGUGGUUGGCGGGGCCCCGCCCAUGGCUGAGUUUCGCCAAACACUACCCUUAUUUUCUUCCAUGUGCAACCAUGGGUGCGAUCUCCGUGGCAGGCUUUGCUCUGGUUGCGCUACAUCUUCGCGAAACGCUACCGUCCCGUAGCAGGCCGAGCCAGGCUUCCGAGGAACCAGCGCAAGAAUGCUCAGAAGUCGUAGACGAAAGAACUAAACCUGCCCCUCUUCAGAAGCUCUUAACAACUUCGAGCGUUCUGAUACCGUUGGUCAAUUACGCGACCCUAGCUUUCCUACACACAUGUUCCAACACCAUCCUCCCGCUCUACCUCGCUCUUCCCGUCAACCUCGGCGGGCUAGACAUGCCACCUUCCUCAAUAGGCACAAUCCUCAGUCUCUACGGCGCUUUCAACUGCUUCUUUCAAGCUUUCUUCCUAGGACGACUCGUGAACCGCUUUGGCGCCAAGCGUGUUUUCCUGUCUGCGAUACUUGCCAGUGUUCCUCUCUACGGGAUGUACGUCGUCAACAACCUGGUGGCACGUCGAAUGGGAGACGAUAAGCGACUACCCUCCAUCACGUACGUACUCGUCGCUCUGCAUCUGGCCUUUGUGGUGGCCAUAGAAUGUGGUUAUAGAUGUGUUUACAUCUUCAUCACUGCCGCUUCCCCGAACAGGCAAUCCCUCGGAUCGACAAAUGGACUGGCGCAAACAAUGGUCUCUAUCGAUAUUUAG
Messenger RNA from Coprinopsis cinerea okayama7#130, 1290 nucleotides. RefSeq lists its product as hypothetical. Lineage: Eukaryota; Fungi; Basidiomycota; Agaricomycetes; Agaricales; Psathyrellaceae. The transcript has 9 exons. Gene Ontology annotation, molecular function: transmembrane transporter activity. Bases 1 to 1290 code for a protein of 429 amino acids. Gene Ontology annotation, biological process: transmembrane transport. The record is from RefSeq and is a predicted model, not a curated record.